UGAGGUUGCGCACCAAUCGUUUUACAACAUAUUGACCUUCAAGAACUCAGCAACCUCCAUCAAUGGACGAUGCUACUGGAUCGUUGCCGUUUGACAAUAUGCUGUUUUUCCGUCACUUGCUUUUCCUGAAUCUGAAAUCCUAAACAAUAUGAUUUUAGCUCGAGAUGCUCACUUUCUUACUAGGUUUCACAACUUCGAGAUUUCGUCUACCGAACCAGUAAACAUCACUCCAUCCACAUCUGAAUACUUACAAAACGAAUUCGAAAACUUGUCCCUUAAGUUUGAUCAUUUGUAUGCGUCUACACAUAAAAACCUUAAAAUUCUACAGGAACUCGACUCAGAUUUGCUUUCAUUGGACAGAACCCUGACUGUGGACAAACGCUUGGAAUCUUUCGCGCCACCCAUAGAUAUUAAAAAAGGAACGAAUAUCCCCACUAUAAAGUAUCAAACAGACUUAAUGGUGACUUCAAAAGAAAAAGAUUUAAAUUCUCGUGAUCUGGCUAUUGGACGAGAUAAAUUCCCAUAUGACGAACCGGUUAAAGAUGUUAGCACAUUACAUGCACGCAUAAAAUCAAUAAAAAACACCCCUAAAAGAAAGCGAACAAUGUAUUGUCAAGAAUGGUAUGCUCAAAAACUUGGAAAACUACGUCUAAAUUCGUCCUAUGUUAUAUGGAGGUUUAAUACUGACGAGACUCAACCAGCAAAGAGCCUAGUUGAAAAACCUUUACUUCGCAGCCUUUUAAAACAUGGAGAUUUUGGAACUAUUGCACUGGCUGAUAACAGAGUUAUUGGCUGUGACAAAAGCGUAAUCAGUUUGUCUAAAAGUCUCACAUCAGCCCUCGCUUCAAGUACAAUCGUAGCAUGCAUCCAGCAGCAGCUGCGUAUAGACUUUACCUUGACAGAGGACAUAAAACGACUGAGUUCAAUGUACCCACUUGAUUGGGAUCUCUCUGCACGCAAUUUUCAUCUGCUAGCAGGUCAAGGGGUUAUGGCAACAGCCACUAUACAUAUAGCUCCGAACGGUCCAAUCAGUCUUGUGAAAAUCAGAAAAUCGUCUGAUCCAGAUCAUCCCGAACCACAUUUGGCAGAACCAUGUAAUUUUGUUCCACCGAUUUCGUGGUCUUUAGACGAAUGGUUGAUGGAAAUUAAUGACUUUUGUAAUUCGGUCAUUCCAACAAGCUAACUGAUUAAUUUUAAUGUACUUAACCAAUUCCAUCUCAAUCAGUAACUGUCUUACACAUAUUUUUUCAACUGUGAGAUGGUUUGUUAUUUUUAUACUUUCAAUAAAUGUAUAUACUUGAUAUCACAAAUUCAUAAUUGACUUUGCAUUUAAAUAUGCUUUUCUGCAUACGUUUGCAGCCAAACUAUGGUCUCUUGUGUAUGGAUACGGAACAUCCAGUGAGGAAUUGAUAUUUACCGUAUGCGUCGACUGUAGCUCUGAAAAGUCUAAAAGUUAACUGCUGCUUUGAAUGACACUUCAUUCAAUUUGCAUACCUGGUGUAAUAGUUGUACGCAAUAACAGGUUUUACAGUUAAAUUCAUUUCCUUACUGAAAUCCACUUUAUUCUGGACUACUUUGUGUGACUACUACUGACAGUGAUUGGAUUCUGCGGAGAUUCACUGUGAUGUUAUGAACUUACUUUAAUUCACAGGAAAAGGAUCGCCAUUUGAUGGGCAGUAAAAACUUGCUCCAGUAUAAAGUCUGGAGAUCGGUAACUCUGGGCCAUGACAACUCGAUGAUAAAUGGUUUUAGAUCACAUUGUUACCACACGUCUUUAAAAAAAUGUUUUCUGAUGGUCAAGCUAUCCAGUUCAGAGAACGAAACUCCAGCAAAACAACUCACCUGAGCCACAAAUCUUUAUCUCAACGUCCACAUAGCUUGGGACACUACACAUUUAUAUAUGGUAACAAGUUGUUUCGCUAUUUCUUUGUAAGGUAUUACUGAUCGGCUAGGUUCUUUUAAAUCGUAAAAUAUAGUCUGGUGAGUCAUCCCAAACUCUUUUAGGCUGAAUUCCAGAAAAAUUGGUAGUCACUUUAGUAUAUCUGAAAAGUUUUAAAGCUUCAAAUCCUUAUACGAAACUUUUGAUGUAAAGGAUACUUUCUGUUAAUUUGUGGUAAGACUUGGUGACAAAAAACCCCUAAACUUUUCUGUUGUGACUUUGUAGAAAUAAUAGACCGUAUGCCAAUUCGUUAUGAUUUUAUGUCCACCUUUUAUCACGUGAAUUAUCCAACAAUCGGAAUACGACUUGUCUAAUCUUAACACUGUGCCAAAACAAUGACGUUCGACCAGUAUGAACAGUCUAGCAUCCUUAUUGGUCCCUUAUCCGCCUGGCCCUUCCAAUGAGUCCAGAACACUAAUUGCAGCUUCUGCUAUGCGAAUCAUUU
Messenger RNA from Schistosoma rodhaini, 2384 nucleotides. Lineage: Eukaryota; Metazoa; Platyhelminthes; Trematoda; Strigeidida; Schistosomatidae. The record is from the annotation of a GenBank genome assembly.